Molecule: messenger RNA, 4903 nt
Organism: Labrus bergylta (ballan wrasse)
Lineage: Eukaryota; Metazoa; Chordata; Actinopteri; Labriformes; Labridae
Gene: fmn2a
Product: formin 2a
Biological process (GO): intracellular transport
Cellular component (GO): cytoplasm; endoplasmic reticulum membrane; nucleus
Source: RefSeq, a predicted model, not a curated record
CCUUGGAUGUAGCCACAGUGUUCAGCAUGCAGACUAUUAAGACGGUGGAGACCCAAAUGCCCUUUCUUAAAGAGAGUUUCUUCACCACCACUUUCAAAGGCAGGAGAAAGAGCAGUGUAACCAACAUCCUCCGGAAACAACAACAGCACUCACUCCUGAAUCUACAACAGCAGCAUCAACAAUGCAUUUUAGAGCAGCAGCAUCCUGCAUCCAUUCUUUCCCCUGCGGUCGAAAUUGGACAAGGACCGAGCACUCCAGAGCAUCAACGCCUUGCUCGCUCAAAAAGCAGCCCGUUAUGCAAGACGGCAGAGCGUGCAGGAGCAGAUGGGGAUAGAAAGGAGGAGCAAAAAGUGAGGAAGGAUCAGAGAGUGAGCGAGCAUGAGCUGGGGAGGAGGGAGGGAGAGCGGGGAGUGAGUGGUAGUGAGCCCGCGGCUGUCAGUGCCAGUCUCCUCCUACUUUCAUCAUCAGCAUCAGCAGCACUGGGGGAGGCAGCAUCAUUCUCACAGCUGCCUCUAACUGUGGUGGGCAGACAGCAGGGAUCAGAUAGCUCUGAAAGGGCUCUGACCAACAGAGAUCCAGCAUUAGUAGCAGCCCCGGAGGAAUCACAGCAUGCCCAGCAGCUUCGACCCCAGCAACAUGGCCUGUUAGCCAAGGGUGUCCGCUUGUUCAGGAACAUGGGGAACCAGGAGGCAAAGCAGAAGAAAGGAGCGGGAAAUGGUGGAGCAGCAGGGGAUGCGGCCUGUGACGGUGAUGCUGAUGAGAGGGAAGUGGACAAGAAAUCCAAAAAGUCCCACAGUAAGUCGAGCAAAGGAGGGGGAGAAAAUAGCAAUAAGAAGAAGUCAAAGUCAGAAUCGAAGGGUUCUGUGUUUUCUGGCAUGAAGAUUAGGAAGAGUUUAUCGAAGGCCAAGGGGUUGUCCAAGGAUGACAUGCUGGAAGAUGGCAGGUCAGCACCCUUGGGCAAAUCAGGGCUCAAGCCUGGUGUAGAGGCGAGUCUGUCAGCUGACGAGAUUGGCUUUCUAUCAGAUGUGGAGGGCGAUCCAAGCCACUUGACUGCAGACAGUCACCAUUCGUUGGUAGAAGAAACUUGUAGGAAAACAAGUUCAGGCUCCGAUGCUGACCUCUACAGUUUUCACUCAGCAGCUGCUGAAAAUGAAGACCUGCUCUCCGACAUCCAGCAGGCCAUUAGAGACCAAUGUGUCGCCAGUGAAAAGGUACUGGAAAUGGUGGCUGAAAGUUUGAUCUCUGAGAGGGACAAACCCCCUGAGAAAGUACCAUCUGAGCUGUGUUCUGAUCUGGAUACAGAUGUUUCCGCUCCCACCGUUGCCAGAGAAUGUGUGCCUCUAGAAGAGAAUAAGAAAUUAGAGAACGACAGUUGUGAAAUACCCAUAUCAAGGAAUUCAUCUGGUCCAGGAUCCUUGAGUGGGAGUGGUCCACCAUCAUCAACACCAGACACAGAAAGAAGCAGUGGUAGCAUUUUCCCCAAAACAAACAGCACAUAUAGCUUCCAUGAAACUACCACCACCACCAACACCUCAUAUGAGAGCGCUGAGGAGCCCCAGGAUGACCUGGAGAGUCCCGUUUUGCACCCAAAUGGUCAAGGAACUCUGUGUGUGCCAUGUGUCAGGUUGGAUCCUGUGGUGGCAGGAGCAGGGCCGAUUGGGUGUCACAAGAGUGUGAGUAGCAUGGACUUGUCAAUUGAGAGGGAGGGGGAGGAGGAAGACAUUCGAAGACGUGACUUCCUGUCACUGAAAAGGAGGAAGAGUAGUAUGUCUUUCAGCCAGCUAACACCGGACAUCAUCCCUAGUUCUCAGACGAGACGGAAGUCCUCAACCUCCCCAUCCACUGUCAAACUCUACCCUCCAGUCCACCCCUCUUAUGUUAAGACCACUACCAGGCAACUCACCUCUCCAAUUGGCUCUCCCAUUACCAGCCCCAAUGUGCCCAGGAAAAUAGAUGUCACCAUUGGUGCAGUGGAGUCCAGCAGGGCCCAACAAUUUAGGAGGCACAAGCAGAGGUCCUGCUCCAUUGCCGGGCCAUUCGGAGCGUCCACGGACUGGCUCACAGAGCUGGAGGAGCUUAGAGCAAGGCAGUGUGAUGGAGACAAAUUCUCAGAGCCGGAGACAAUAGAAAAGAGUCAAGCAAGCGGGACUUACUGGACUCUGGGCUCCAGGAGAGCACAUCAUGGAAGGAAGAGUUCCAUGUCCACAGUACCCUACCUUGAUGUCUUCUCUGGUCGCACUCUGUUGGACCGGCUGUGCACGCAUCAUGGAGAUGGCUCUGCAGAAGAGGAGGCGAAGGAAUUCUGUCACCGAAUGUUGGUCCAAGGUCUGCUGCACCCCUUCAGUGACAGCACCGCAGAGCUACAUGGUGGAAGCACUGUAUCCACAGUCUUCAAUGAGGAGCAGCUGUACACGUGGGCCACUGUAGGCCUGCCAGUGUCUUCUCACCUGUGGGAGCUGUAUGGGGGGCGGACCACAGGCAGAGAGCAGAGCUUCAGAUCCACUUUAAAUCAGUCAUCAGCUAAGACCCCAGGAGCCCUCCACUCUCAGACAGAAUCAUGCAGGUUGAAAUCAGGUCAGUCUUCCUCAGAGGAUGAAAGCUGUCUCAUCCCUCAGCUGGAGAGGACCAUCGAUGACCUGCGGAUUAAGAUCGCUCUAUUGCAGGGCCAGCAGGCCUCCUUGGCUAAUGCUGGAGCCCCGGGCGCUACCAGCCACAACGCCUCACAGAUGAGAAGAGGGCUGUUAGCAAAGACGAGCAAGGAAAUAUCUGUGCAGACGUCGCCCGUGGAGGACGGGUUUAAGUUUGUGCCUUCCAGCGGAGGAUCAGGGGCUGUGUCAUCCUCUGUUUCAUCCGCCAUCCCCAAAUCUGAGAGUUUUGUUUGCAUGUGCCAGCAGAAGACUCAAAGCAGCCUCCAACCACCACCUCCUCCUCCUCCUCCAUCUUUGGUGGUGCUCCCCCCUCCUCCACCUCCUCCUCCACCACCUUUACCAGGAGGUGUUGCCCCUCCUCCACCACCACCUCCCCCUCCCUUACUUGGACUUGGAUCCUGUCCACCACCACCUCCACCUCCUCCACCACCAGGUUUUGGUCCUCCACCUCCCCCUCCACCACCUGGUUUUGGCCCUCCACCGCCGCCCCCUCCACCUGGAAUGGGCCCCCCUCCUCCACCCCCACCCCCAGGCUUUGGGCCUCCACCUCCACCAGGCCUCAUGCCCUCUAUGAUGGUUCAGGAAGCUGCCCCUGCCAAGGCAGCAAUCGAGCCCCCCAAGCCAAUGAAGCCGCUGUACUGGACCCGCAUACAGCUCCAUGCUAAAAAACCCGUAGGCUCAAUUGUGUGGGAGAAAAUCGAAGAACCAAGUGUGAAUUUUGAAGAAUUUGUGGAGCUAUUCUCCAAAAGUGCUGUUAAGGAAAAGAAAAAGCCAAUUUCGGACACAAUCAGCAAGUCCAAGGCCAAGCAGGUGGUGAAGCUCUUGAGCAACAAGCGUUCGCAGGCUGUGGGUAUUCUUAUGUCCAGCAUUCACCUUGAUAUGAAGGAUAUCCACAAUGCCGUCCUCAAUAUGGACAACACUGUCGUCGAUCUGGAGACUCUGCAUGCCCUGUAUGAAAAUAGAGCUCAAGCUGAUGAGAUGGACGGCAUUAACAAGCAUAUUAAAUCAUCUAAAGGCAAGGAGGAUGCCAAACCUCUCGACAAGCCUGAACAGUUUCUAUUCCAGCUAUCCCAAAUCCCCAACUUCUCUGAGAGAGUGUUCUGCAUCCUGUUUCAGUCGACUUUCCACGAAUGUAUCACCUCAAUCCUCCGUAAAGUAGAAAUCCUUCAGAGAGUCUGCAAGAAUCUCCAGACUGGCGAGUGUGUACUGCAGGUGCUUGGCCUGGUGCUGGCCUUUGGCAACUUCAUGAACGGAGGUAACCGGUCUCGAGGGCAGGCCGACGGCUUCACCUUGGACAUUCUGCCAAAACUGAAGGACGUGAAGAGCAGUGAUAACUCCCAGAGUCUUUUGUCCUACAUCGUUGCUUACUAUCUAAGGCACUUUGAUGAGGAUGCUGGCAGAGAGACGUGUGUGUACCCUCUACCUGAGCCCCAGGACCUUUUUCAGGCCUCCCAGAUGAAGUUUGAGGACUUUCAAAGAGAUCUGCGCAAGCUGAAGAAAGACCUUAAUGCGUGCUCAAGUGAGACGGAGAAAGUUUGCCAGUCAUCCUCUGAAGAGGACCGGCAGCCCUUUAAGGACAAGAUGGACGAAUUUCUAAGCAAAGCUAAAACGGAGCUGGAAACACAAGAGGAGCAGCUGGCAGACACUCAUAAGAUCUUCUUGGAGUUGAGCGUGUCAUUCUCCGUUAAACCAAAGGCUGGAGAGAAGGAGGUCUCUCCCAACACUCUGUUCUCUGUUUGGCACGAGUUUUCCACUGAUUUUAAAGACCAUUGGAAGAAGCAGAAUAAGCUGAUGUUAAAGGAACGGGUCAAAAUGGCUGAAGAGUCCUUCAAACAGGCCAAGGAGAAGGCCUCCUACAAUGUGAAACCCAAACAUGCAACUGGAAUAAAAGCAAAGCUGGGUCAGAAGUUCUGAAGCAAGAGGAUGGAAAACGAUCAUCAAGCAGCCUAUUGCACAAGCACAGUUUGUACAAUCUUGCGUAAAUUCAUUGGAAGUUUGUACGAAUUUGCCUCCAGUAUUUGAUUUCAAUUAACUUCGACUUGUUUUUUUAUUGUGAGACCCUUCAAACUGGAUAUUUUUGUUUAAAAGUAGAAUAAAAGAUCACCUUUCCACAAAGGGGCUAUAUGUAACUUUCAAAAAUACUGCGUUUGUAGUGAUUCCUCAUGGCCGUUUGGUGAACUUCAGCAGUAACCUGUUGCUCGCUCUCCCUCGCGUGCUCGUCAUACGUGCUCGUACGUACACAAACGAGCAUCAUC